AUGAAGUGGAAUUAUAUUUUUGCUUCAUGUUUUAUCGCAGCUCUGCUGCUAGAUCAGACUUCCGCGGGUCGAUGGGGUUCUAGAUCUAGAUCAAGAUCAUCAUCAAGAUCUUCCGGAUCAUCAAGUUCCGGAUCAUCAAGAUCUCCAAGUCCUCCAGGAUCUCCAAGCAGACAUCGUCCGUCAAGUAAUCAUGUCACGCAAUAUAAUCCAGCCAACUCUCUCUUUUCACCACAAAGAGCACGAUCACCAUCAUCAGGACCAUCAACAUCAUCAGCUGGAUCCUCAAGACCAUCUCAUCUUCCACUAGCCCAUUCAGCAUCAACAUCAUCUGGAUACGGUUCAUCAUAUUCACCGAAUUCACCCCAUCAACCUUCAACUUCUGGAGCUUCGUCAUCUUCUGUAAAUCCAUUUGCAAGGAUGCAAAAUUUCGGUAAUCCAAGACAUACUUCACCAUCCAGAGGAUCUGGUUAUCAACACCAGCCACUACCUGGAGGAUCUGGUCAUCAACACCAGCCACUACCUGGAGGACAUCGUAGUCGACCCCAGUCACCACCUGGAGGAUCUAAUAGUGGACAUAAUUCACGUUCUGUUUCUCCCCCGAGAUCUUCGUCACCUUCUGCAACUCCCGCACCAGAAAAUUAUUUGCCCCGUCAAAGCUUUGAUCCCAGAACUAGAUACAAUACGAGGGAGAUUCUUCAGAAUGAUGCUGUACCAAUCCCAACAAAUCCUGUUACAGGACUAGUUAGAAGAAAACCAUCACACGAAUACCAUACUUCGGAUGAUCUUUCGGAGGUACCAGUUCAGCAAACUGCUAUGAGAGACUUCGCUAAUGAACACAUGAGACUGGUUUCAUCGAACAGAGACUACACGCACAAUGAAAAGAGACAGAAAAAGGCGAAGGUCAAAGAGCUCCGCUCCAAAAUGAAUACGAAUGCCCCAGGUACUAGUGGUCAGCAACGUCCUAGUGUCCUUACAGCGCUGGAGUAUACGCCACCGAAACAACAACUAAAAAAAAUAAAAUGUGGCCGGCCAGGAUCAACAGCCGAAAGUUGUUUUGAUUAUUAUGGAUUUUCUAUGCUCUGGGUACCUACUCUCCAUCUCGAUUCAGUAACAAUAAGAGCAACUGCACCGAGAGAAAAUAAAUGGGUGAUACAUGGAUUAUGGCCAAACAAAAAGGGAAUAAUAAUCGCUCCGCCAAAAGAAUGUGCUAUGAAGAAUAUGCGUUUUGAUAUAAGUAAAUUGAGCCGGAUGACGCGAGAACUUAAUGAACACUGGUACUCGAUAAAUAUGGAAAAUGAAAGAUUUUGGAAAAACGAAUGGGAGAAACAUGGGGCGUGUGCUGCACGUUCGAUAUUUGUUAAUGACAUUGAGGGCUACUUCAGAAAGGCACUUAGUUUGAGACAUAAUGUAAGAUUUGAAGAAAUUUUGCGUCAAGCAGGUUUUGUUCCUGGAUCUAAAAUGACUUUACAACAAAUAUAUAAUGCUAUUACUCCACAUUAUGGUGCACCAUCUAUUAUAACUUUUAAGGACCCGACUCAGGCAGAUGACGUAUAUUAUUUGAGUGAAAUAAAAGUAUGUUUAAAUCAUCGGUUCCAACGUAUGGAUUGUCCACUAUCCAAAUCUCUAGAUCCCGCCGUUUUGGCUCAAGAAAUUACUUAUAAUUCAAUGACUUCAGUGCCUUAAUUACCAAUAAAUAAAACUGUGGAUGGGCCUGCAGUCAAACGCUAUUAUAAAAUAUAUUAUUUAUGAUCAUUUGA
Molecule: messenger RNA, 1757 nt
Organism: Microplitis mediator
Lineage: Eukaryota; Metazoa; Arthropoda; Insecta; Hymenoptera; Braconidae
Product: zinc finger CCCH domain-containing protein 18-like
Exons: 3
Coding region: 1-1683 (560 amino acids)
Molecular function (GO): ribonuclease T2 activity; RNA binding
Source: RefSeq, a predicted model, not a curated record